AGCAUCUGACGCUUCUCGGGGCAGUCCUGUUGAUUGCAGUGUUGCCGUGCGAUUCCACGUCAUCGCGGUCCUUACUUCAGUUUUUUUGGUCACAAGCCGUCUUGCCUUUCCAUCUUUUUCAUCUCGCCCGUGGGGAUUGUGGCUUUCUUCAUUUCAAUGCCAAAUCAUGCCUGAAGAAAAGCAGGGGUUCCGCAGCUUUUUAUCACAAGCUCUCCGGCCCAAGAAAUCCCGCCAAGUGCUGCGCAAAAAGAGCUUUAGCGCCUCGUCGACCAACCUCUCCACCACCACCACCACCACCUUGACCAAAGACAACGAUGUCCCUCCUGUUCCCUCGUUGGCGCCUCUUGCGGCCCAUAAUGUCAAAUACCGCCAAGUACACGCCCAGCAGGAUACCCAAUUAGGCGAGGCGCACGAUCAUACAGCCAUCAUCCAUGCCAUUGGCGUACAGAAUUUCGACACCGACAGCGAUGGGGAUGCCCUCUUCGUUCGCGACAACCGGCCACCUGGCGAACCCCUCAUCGCGAGCCUGGCCGAAGACCUAUGGGUUUUAAUCUCCGAGUACCUCUCUCCUACGGACGCCGCCCAGCUCGCCUUUGCUAGUAGAACUCUCUAUAACCGUCUCGGCCCGUAUCCCUGGCGCACUCUGAGCCAGCCCGAGCAUACCGAUGACCGCGCCGACUUCCUUGUCUCCCAGGACAAGUUCUACCCCCACCAUCUCCUCUGCUUCCCCUGCGGCCAAUUUCACCGUCGGACCCAAGAAGGCCACGAGACUCUACAGCCGGCGAACGUCCUAAACCCGCUCUUCGACUGCCCCAAUGCCCGCAACAACCUCCGUCCUCCUCCGCGCCACCGCAUUACCCAUGGCCGCAAUAUCCCUUUCGCCUUCGUCCAGCUAGCUACUCGACCAGUUCGCUUCAAAUCCCCCACCUACGGCCUCUCGGACCCUACAUCCCUUAGUCGCCGAUGGCGCCGCGACGGCUGGUCUCACCAAUCCCGCUUCCUUGUUGACCACGGCCGCCUCCUCAUGCGGGUGACGUCGUCCACGUUCGCGGAACCAGGACUCCCGCCCUCUUCGCAACGGCUCCUUCUCUACUCCCGCGAUGACUACUGGCCUUACUUCUCCGCUUGCGCCCACUGGCGCGAUGGAGACCUCAUGUCUGCCACAAAAUGCGCCCUCAAGCACAUCCCAGUUUCCCGCCGCACAGGGGGUCUCCAAGGCCUCGAACACCGUGCGAAGGACAUGUACCAUAGCCACACGCACGACCCGAAUGCUAUCGCCACUCUAUGCAGCCACUGCCGCCCCAUGCGGCGCUGCCCCGACUGUCCAUCGGAGUACUUGAUUGAGGUUAAACUCACCGAGCAGCGCGAAGCAGGCGUGAAAUCACGAUUUAAACAUGCUAUUGUCAUUACGCGCUGGUGUGAUCUUGGCGACGGGACCAGUCCGCGGUUAUCGAAGGAGUGGGCGGCUUGUAACGGGGAGUUGCAAGGGUAUGACUCUUUCAAAGUGUUGGGGAAACGAGCAAUAUCCGGGAUUUUUGAAUCAGCAUUCACAGAUGAUACAAUUCCGGGACAAAGGAUUAUCUCCAUGAAUCCAACGGGGAAGAGACUUGGAGAGGAGGGUACUAGUUGGUAUUGAUCUACCCAACCUCUAUCUUGCCUUUGGGGUCCAGGGUGUCAAUCUAUCUUUGUUUUACAUGGCGUAGGAUAUGGUAUUGGAGGAGGGGAUCUGGCGUUUGUGGGGACAGCAAAUCCUUUAAUAAUUUUGAUGGCUUCAUCGCAGGCUUAGAGAAAAAGAAUGGAUAUCUUGAUAUAAACUAUGCGAGAACAAAGGGACUUGCUCGAUUGAUCGUAAAAUUACCCUUCCUCACUCGAGCGAAGGCGUUAAGAUAAAGGAACACCUAUGCUAAUUA
Messenger RNA from Aspergillus versicolor CBS 583.65, 1910 nucleotides. RefSeq lists its product as uncharacterized. The record is from RefSeq and is a predicted model, not a curated record. Lineage: Eukaryota; Fungi; Ascomycota; Eurotiomycetes; Eurotiales; Aspergillaceae. The coding region runs from base 167 to 1636 and encodes 489 amino acids. The transcript has a single exon.